AUGAAAAGAAAUUUGCUGGAUGAAAUUCCAGAUGAAAUUCUAAUCGAAAUUUUCAUCUACCUGACCGAAUCAUUGAAAACAAUCAUGAUUACACUGCCGAGUGUUUGUGAGCGAUUUUACAAGUUGAUUGAUCCUCCGAAAAUUGAACACGAUGAUUUUGCAAAAUCUUCCGAUGAUCAAUUACUUUCCGAUCAAUUGAAGAAAUUAAAUAUUCAUCAUGAUAGGGAUGAAGGAAAUUUAAUGAAUGAUGGAUUGUAUGAACAUUUAUUACGUUCCUAUUCGUUGAAUACAAAUUUUGCUUCUUCACAAGUAUUGAAUCAAUUUACCAGUUUUAGAAUGGCCUUUAUUCGUAGUGGAGUGAUGGGAUUAUCUCUUCCAUUGGAGAAAUGUUUUAGAAUGGAGAUGUGUUAUAAGGAGAUGACCAUCUUUGAGAAGGAGGAUUGCUAUCUCAGUUCAGUUGGACAGGAUGUAUCUAGUAGUAGUAGUACCAGUUGCACGAUUGGAAGAACUGUGAGGAUGAAUCAAGAUUACAAAUCUUCAAAUGCUGGAAUGUGUAUUGUGAAUAAUCCAAUUCUUUAUGAUAGUGGAAUUCACUUUUUCGAGUUUAGAGUUCACAAAAGUGGAACCUUUGAUAAUCUCUUGAUGGGUUUGAUAUUGAUAGAUAUAUUAUCGGAAUGUAAAGUGGAAGAUCCAAUGAGUUUUGAUCGUUUAUCAGAGAGAUUUGAAAUCAAGACAAAAUCAUUGGACGUACCAUUUUUGGAUUAUGUUGGAUCAGGAAAUUCUCUUGGAAUUGGAUAUUAUGAUGAAGGACAUCACGUUUAUUUGAGAAAUACCUCAAUCAAGACAUAUGAUUUCGGUGUUGAUCAAAAUAUUUUCACUUAUCCAUGUGAUACUACUAAUUGUGAAUACGUUAUUGGUGUUUAUUUUGAUUCAAAGAAUAUGCGAUUGGCAUUCUCUAGAGAUGGAAUUUUCAUAAAACAACAAUUGGACAUUUCAGAUCUCAUUCACAAUAGGUAUGCAGAAUAUUUGAGUGGAAAUUUGGCUUUCCACCCUGCCGUAUCUAUGGGACAAUUAAACGAUGCCAUUACUUACGAAAGUAGAAUUCCCUACGAAAAGAUCCAACAUUUGAGAAAGAUUUCUACAGAGCUAAGCUUUGUACCCUAUGCUAGUGAGGAACUUUUUUAA
Molecule: messenger RNA, 1185 nt
Organism: Naegleria gruberi
Lineage: Eukaryota; Heterolobosea; Eutetramitea; Acrasida; Naegleriidae
Exons: 2
Coding region: 1-1185 (394 amino acids)
Molecular function (GO): protein binding
Source: RefSeq, a predicted model, not a curated record